This is a messenger RNA of Spizellomyces punctatus DAOM BR117, 700 nucleotides long. RefSeq names its product DNA-directed RNA polymerase core subunit RPB8. The transcript is spliced from 4 exons. Gene Ontology annotation, biological process: DNA-templated transcription. NCBI's taxonomy places the organism in Eukaryota, Fungi, Chytridiomycota, Chytridiomycetes, Spizellomycetales, Spizellomycetaceae. Gene Ontology annotation, molecular function: DNA-directed RNA polymerase activity. Gene Ontology annotation, cellular component: RNA polymerase III complex; RNA polymerase I complex; RNA polymerase II, core complex. The coding region runs from base 86 to 526 and encodes 146 amino acids. The record is from RefSeq and is a predicted model, not a curated record.
AUCUCUAUUUGCAAGAUUGCCAGUCCGCCCCUCCAACCACCGUAGCGGGACGCUUCUUCCUAACUUUGGACGACCAGUGCAUAACAUGAAGAACCAACUGUUUCAGUCCACCUUUGAGGUGAAAGACAUGGACCCCUUUGGGAAAAAAUUUGACAGAGUCUCUCGAAUUAGAGCUGAGGGCCAAACACUGGACGUUGAAGUGCUCCUUGACGUAAAUACGGAAAUCUACCCCCUCGAGGUCGGAGACAAGUUUGCCUUUUUGCUGGCAACAACGCUGUCAUUGGAUGGCUUGGCUGGGGAUGCACAAAACAAGGAGGCAUGGAGAGAUCGGAGUGGAGAACGAACGCUGGCGGACGAUUACGAUUAUGUGAUGUACGGGAAGGUGUACAAAUUCGAUGAUUCGGGAUCUGGCAAAGUGUCCGUGUAUGCGUCUUUUGGUGGGCUACUUUUGUGCAUCACCGGAGAUCAGCGACAAAUGCAGGAUUUCGAUGUUGGCAUGAACCUCUACCUCUUGAUGAAGAAAUGAACUUCCUUUCGCUCUUACAUAUCCAGAAAUACGAGAGGACCAUUGGCUGCAGAGCAUUAUACUUAUUCUGUAUAUAAGACUACUACUCAUAGAUACAAUGUGUGUUGCAAGACCCGUCGAUAUAAGCCCCGAUAUUAUCAAAUACUUCAUCGUGAUGCCUCCGAUGACGCCCCA